CGACGAACACGAACGCCAUAAACGACUUCUUCGGACGUUACGAAGAAGAAGGCUAAUCACAACAACAACAUCAACAAUAGACUUCAAAUUGACUCCACACACACAUUUACAUUCAUUCAUAUCAAUUCAUUCUCUCUCUCUCUCUCUCUUCAAUUCGUGAAAUUGCAUCAUUGACGCCAAUACCUCUCUCCUCUGUUGGUCCGUCAACUUUGUUUUGUCCCUUCUCUCCCCAAGAAUGAGGUUUUAGGGUUUAGUUUUCAUAUUUGCUUAUACUUACCAGAAUGUACCCCAAGCUAAUUAUCACGAUGGGCGUUCUCUUGAUUUUGCUCCUUCCGAGAGAUUCAAACGCAUCUCGAAUCAGAACGUUCUUCAAAUUCGCCCAAGAUGACAGUCUCGACAACAGAUCAAUACAGGUGGCUCCUUCGCCGAGCCCCGUUUCGAGCGUUGAUUCCAAUUUUGGUGGAGGGAGCGGUGGGAAUGGUGAUCAGGUACCUCCUUCUCCUUCUCCUUCUCCUUCGCCGUUGGCGGAACCAAAUGAUGGCAUCACUGAUGAGAGAUGUGAGAUUUCAUCGUCUAGAUGGUGCCAAGAUUUGAAGAAUAUGACCGCGUGCCUGCCGGGAAGUGGACCACAAGGAUCAUUUCUUAUUGUCCAGAAUGAUGAAGAGAACUCACUGACAGUGAAUUACACAAUCUUGCCUCAGAACACUACUUUCGGGGUGAUAAAACUACAGAAACAUCAAGCCAAGAAGAUCAAUACUAAAGUUGGAGGAGGCCAGUCUGUAGUAUUAAAUGCUGGAAACGGGGAUUGUGUAAUUCACAUGGGAUCUCCAGCCCCAGAAGACAACAUUGGUUACCAUAUUCCAUCUGAUCCCACCUAUGUAAAACGAGCCACCUAUGUAAAACCUAUGCACGGUGCUUACCUACUGGUAUUGAUAGUUUUGAUCAGUGGAGGGGCGUGUGCCUGCUUUAAGUUGAGAAAAAGAGAACGGCAUCUUGAUGGAGUUCCAUAUCAGGAGCUUGAAAUGGGACAGCCAGAAUCUCUUUCAGCUGUGAAAGCGGAAACAGGAGUAGGUUGGGAUCAAGAUUGGGAUGAUGACUGGGACGAGGAAAAGGCAGUGAAAUCACCUGGCAGAAAGCAUUUUAGUAAUGGACAGCCAAAUGGCCAUGCUUCAAGGCCUUCUAAUGAUGAUGGAUGGGGAAAUGACUGGGAUGAAUAGGUGACAGUUUUUUUUUUAGUUCUUUUAUUUCAGUUUUGAAUUUUGAUUUUUUUUUUUAAAAGAGAAGAUAAA
This is a messenger RNA of Camellia sinensis, 1289 nucleotides long. RefSeq lists its product as uncharacterized. Lineage: Eukaryota; Viridiplantae; Streptophyta; Magnoliopsida; Ericales; Theaceae. The record is from RefSeq and is a predicted model, not a curated record.